AUGAGAAUAACUUUCUAUCUGGUAAUAUUUACACCUACAAUGGCUUUCCAAUGUUUUCAAUGCAAUAAUGGAGUUGACGAGGAUGAUGUCAAGCCAUGUGUCAAUCAGAAAACGGAAUGUCCGAAAGAUACGAAAAGUUGUUCGACCAUUUUGUAUGCAUCUGAGCAAGGUGAUGAAAUUCAUAUACGAAAAUUUUGCACAACUUCCGAUACUUCUAUACCACAAUACUUUCAUUUAUUACCCAACAGUGCCAUGUGUCAAAACAUUUUUACGAAUCAAGAACAAAUACAAUUUACAUCAUUGCUUGAAAGACGACGUCGUGAAGCAUUACCACCAGCACCACCUCGACAAUACAAGAAUAACUUGCUAUGCAUAUGUACUACGCCUUUGUGUAAUAGCGGCAUGCACAAGGAGGUCAUAGAUAGGAUUAUGUCUAAUCCAUCAAAGCACAAUGUUGAUAUAUCAUUACAAGAAUUGAAUGAUUGA
Molecule: messenger RNA, 486 nt
Organism: Loa loa (African eye worm)
Lineage: Eukaryota; Metazoa; Nematoda; Chromadorea; Rhabditida; Onchocercidae
Exons: 4
Coding region: 1-486 (161 amino acids)
Source: RefSeq, a predicted model, not a curated record